Molecule: messenger RNA, 1071 nt
Organism: Manihot esculenta (cassava)
Lineage: Eukaryota; Viridiplantae; Streptophyta; Magnoliopsida; Malpighiales; Euphorbiaceae
Product: serine/arginine-rich splicing factor SR45a
Exons: 8
Coding region: 153-671 (172 amino acids)
Biological process (GO): positive regulation of mRNA splicing, via spliceosome
Cellular component (GO): spliceosomal complex
Molecular function (GO): RNA binding
Source: RefSeq, a predicted model, not a curated record
CAGUAUUCUCGAUGUUCAAUUAAGCUACUUGAUAGUCGCUCCCGUAGAAUUCCCUUCUUUUUCAGCAGAGGCAAGCGAACCCACCACCAUAAACCGGGUCUCAGCUAUCUGAGUCGACUCAGCGGAACCCGCUCUGAAGGACAUUGGCAGAGAUGUCAUACUCAAGGGAAGGGAGAUCUGCUUCACCCCGCACCUCAAUUUCACCUGGUAAAGGUCGCCGAUCAAGGUCCUUGUCAAGGUCUCAUCGAAGUAGAUCCAGGAGUCGUGAUUCUGUAGAAGCAUCAAAUCCUGGAAACAACUUGUAUGUAACUGGGUUAUCCACUAGGGUUACCACCAGUGAUCUUGAGAAGUUCUUUAACAAAGAAGGGAAGGUGGUAGAGUGUCAUCUAGUAACAGAUCCUCGCACCAGAGAAUCCCGUGGAUUUGCUUUUGUUACCAUGGAAACAGUUGAUGAUGCUGACCGCUGUAUCAAGUAUUUGAACCGUUCUGUGCUUGAGGGACGAUUAAUCACUGUGGAAAAGUUGAACCUAUACCUUCACGAAUCACGACAUGAGUUCUGCAUCGACAUUUCAAACACAUCGAUUCAAAUUCGACUAUUUUGCAGAGGGUUGUAUGCCCUGCAAAAAGGAGUCGUGGCAGGACACCAACUCCAGGCAGGUAUCAAGGUCUGAGAGAUAGACGAGGUCGUGGCCAUAGACGGUCCCGUAGCUACUCACCUCGCCGAUUGGAUGACAGACACAAAGACCGAGACAGAGACUAUUAUUCAAGGGACCGGCGUGGAAGAUCACGCUCUCCAUAUAGUAGGCGGGGAGAUGAUUAUGAUUCAUACAGGAGGCACAGGGAUCGCUCAUUGUCAGCUGACCGUGGCUAUCGUAAAUAAACCCAGAAAGUAUCAUCUCCACCCUCUUGCUCAUCAAACUUUAUCUGGGUUCCUUGUGCAAGUAUGUUCUGUAUUUGUACCUUUAGAUACCUGACAUUUUAUGGAUAACUUAUGUUAGGAUUUAAUGUGAGAAUAUCUUCUGCUAUGCCAUUGGCAUGUUCUCUGUUGUGAUGAAUCAUUUUCUUUGCUCA